GGCCGCCCGCCCCUCCGGCCCGCGGGGCCUCCCGUCUGUCCCGCCGUCUGUCCGACGCGAAGGAAGCGGGACAGCGGCGGCGGCCACCCCACUGCUACUAACCAACAUGGCGAACUUCACACCAGUCAAUGGCAGCUCGGGCAACCAGUCUGUGCGCCUGGUCACAUCAACUAAUAACCGCUAUGAGACCGUGGAGAUGGUAUUCAUCGCCACAGUGACAGGCUCACUGAGCCUGGUGACUGUUGUGGGCAACAUCCUGGUGAUGCUGUCCAUCAAGGUCAACAGGCAGCUGCAGACCGUCAACAACUACUUCCUGUUCAGCCUGGCCUGCGCCGACCUCAUCAUAGGCGCCUUCUCCAUGAACCUCUACACCGUGUACAUCAUCAAGGGCUACUGGCCCCUGGGGGCUGUGGUCUGUGACCUGUGGCUGGCUCUGGACUACGUAGUGAGCAAUGCGUCUGUCAUGAACCUUCUCAUCAUCAGCUUUGACCGAUACUUCUGCGUCACCAAGCCCCUCACCUACCCCGCCCGUCGUACCACCAAGAUGGCGGGCCUCAUGAUUGCUGCUGCCUGGGUCCUGUCCUUCGUUCUCUGGGCCCCUGCCAUCUUGUUCUGGCAGUUCGUGGUGGGCAAGAGGACAGUGCCGGACAACCAGUGCUUCAUCCAGUUCCUGUCCAACCCAGCAGUGACCUUUGGCACAGCCAUUGCUGCCUUCUACCUGCCCGUGGUCAUCAUGACGGUGCUCUACAUCCACAUCUCUCUGGCCAGUCGCAGCCGAGUUCACAAGCACCGGCCUGAAGGCCCCAAGGAGAAGAAGGCCAAGACUCUGGCCUUCCUCAAGAGCCCCCUGAUGAAGCAGAGUGUUAAGAAACCCCCACCAGGAGGAGCAGCUCGGGAGGAGCUGAGAAACGGGAAGCUAGAGGAGGCCCCUCCGCCAGCCCUGCCACCGCCACCACGCCCCAUGGCUGACAAGGACACCUCCAAUGAGUCUAGCUCAGGCAGUGCUACCCAGAACACCAAGGAACGACCACCCACAGAGCUGUCUACCACAGAGGCCACCACGCCUGCCAUGCCUGCCCCUAACCUGCAGGCACGGACCCUCAACCCCACCUCCAAAUGGUCCAAAAUCCAGAUUGUGACGAAGCAGACAGGCAAUGAGUGUGUGACAGCAAUCGAGAUUGUACCUGCCACUCCAGCUGGCAUGCGUCCGGCAGCCAACGUGGCCCGCAAGUUUGCCAGCAUCGCUCGCAACCAGGUGCGCAAGAAGCGGCAGAUGGCAGCCCGGGAGCGCAAAGUGACGAGGACCAUCUUUGCCAUCCUGCUGGCCUUCAUCCUCACCUGGACACCCUACAAUGUCAUGGUCCUGGUGAACACCUUCUGCCAGAGCUGCAUCCCUGACACAGUGUGGUCCAUCGGCUACUGGCUCUGCUACGUCAACAGCACCAUCAACCCCGCCUGCUACGCGCUCUGCAACGCCACCUUUAAAAAGACCUUCCGGCACCUGUUGCUCUGCCAGUACCGGAACAUCGGAACUGCCAGGUAGGCAGGUAGGCGUGCCCUAGGAGGUGCUGGUAUGGCACGUGUGCUGGGGGACCACAUGGCUCACCUGCUGUGGGGAAGAGACUAGGAGGCCCCAUUCCGUGCUCGCAUUUGCUGAAGAGGAGAACUGAGCUCUCCGCCACACUGCGAGGAAGAGGCUCUGUUUGGAUUCAGAGACCAGAUCCCGGCUCAGGCCGAGGGGGCUCAGCCUCUGAACUGGGACCACCUGGCCCAUGUCUGUCGCCCUCCUCAGGGAGCUGGGGGGCACUGGCCCGGGUGAGCAGCUGCCCCCUCGUAGGAGCAUCACAAGAGAAUGGACACCCGGAAGGGGGCAGAGGCCAGGAGUGUCUCCAGAGGUGCAAAGGGGCCAGUCUUGGAAGGGUAGAAGGGUGGGGUCCCCCAUUCUGCUGUAAUUGGUGCUUUCCGCCUCCCUGCACCCUGCAUGUAGGCUCAGCUCCUCCCCCCAAAACCCCACUCCAGGGGCAGAAUUUUCCCUCCUGCAGCUGCUCAACCAGGGCUCUGGGUGGCUACGUGCAUGGGGGAGCAGGCCAGGCUAGGCUGAGUGCUCUGAGGCACCUCCCUUUCCCCUGUAGCACUGUCCUUGUCACUUCAGGGUAGGGCAGCUGGGAGGUCAGGGAUUCACUCAGGAACUGAAGUCUAGGCUUCUGUGGUCCAGCGUUGACCCCAGGUUAGCCUAAAGCUGAUGGACUUCCCUCCCCCAGGAGAGGGCCCAUCCUGGGUCACACACCAAAAGGGGGGGGGGGCUGCAGUGGGCAGUGCCCUACCAUCUUCUCCACUCUGCCUCUGCCUUGAAGGAGAUGUGGGCCCAAGGGAGACAGAAAGGGGGUAUAGUUGGUGACCCACGCAGGCUUCAAUGUCAGUGCAGGGUGAAGCAGGCAAGCACCCUCCAUCUCUACCUUCCCCUUUGAUGGGUAGUGGGCUGGACCAAUGGGCAGAGCCCUUUGAUGGGUAGUGGGCUGGACCAAAAGACCUUUGACCUGGUGAGGCUUCCUUCUAGUGAGUCAUCCUGGUUUUCUUCCCCAGCCCUGGUGUGGUUAUUGGAACAAAUGAGGACUGGGUUUGAUGGGGGACCCUUUCAUGCUGUUUCCAUGGGCUCUGGGGAGUACUCACCACCAAGCCACCAGUUCCCUUCAGUCCAUCAAUCCCUACCGCCUGUCUUCGCCCACUUUUCCACCCACAAACAAAGCUGCACAGCAAACUCCCUGGGAAGGGGCUUUUAUAUAUUAAAAAAAAAAAAAAAAGCUUUUAU
Molecule: messenger RNA, 2809 nt
Organism: Marmota monax (woodchuck)
Lineage: Eukaryota; Metazoa; Chordata; Mammalia; Rodentia; Sciuridae
Gene: Chrm4
Product: cholinergic receptor muscarinic 4
Exons: 2
Coding region: 107-1543 (478 amino acids)
Biological process (GO): chemical synaptic transmission; G protein-coupled receptor signaling pathway, coupled to cyclic nucleotide second messenger; regulation of locomotion
Cellular component (GO): dendrite; synapse; plasma membrane
Molecular function (GO): G protein-coupled acetylcholine receptor activity; G protein-coupled serotonin receptor activity
Source: RefSeq, a predicted model, not a curated record